CACCGUCGAGACCAGAUGUGUUUACCUCUUGCAUUUUCGGAUCAAUCCUGCAUCUAGACGACCGGUAAAGUAGUCGAUCGGUGUUGAGUUUUUAUUGUGAUUCGGUGACAGUGCGUCGUUCAGACAUGGAGCCCGAAGAGGGAAAUUCGUCCGAGGGUAUGAGUACGGUGAAAAGAAAGAAAUCCGUGUUUCUCGGCCGUUACGGAAGUGAGUCGUUUGGUGCGAAUCAAGCGACGUCGCAGAUCGCGCGUUCCCUGUCUGACAUCAACGACCUGUUGCAUUCUCUAAUGUCCAAAACCGAUUCGAUGUGUCAUGAGAUAAUAAUAAUCCGAGAAGAGACUUCUCACCUGAAAGAGCAAUUCGAAGAGAUGAAAAAUAAGAUCGUGUACAGGGAAGAACUCCUUCAAAAGAUUGUCAAGACCGUUGGAUCAGAAAAAUUAGAAAAAUUGGAAAAUGACGAAAAAAAUAAACCUAUAGAUAGAGAAGGUGACAAUAAACCGGAUGUCGAUUCCUCCGAGGAUAAAAAAGAACCGGUCCUACUUGAAGACGCAAAAAUCAAAAUUUUCCUACACCCCGCCAACCCCGUCCGUUCAAGCGAUAACGAAGAUGGUGUACAGUCGGAGAAAUCCUUCGACGAUCAAUCUGACUCGUCAUACCGAUCCAGAUCCCCGGAUAUGUACGAAGAGGAUCUUCUGCAGUUAGAAAAAGAGAGUAAGUUGAGUUGGAAACAGCUGGGACCGGGCGGACCCCUCCUUCUAUCGUUCGAUAAAAGAAAUAGCGAGUCGGAAGACACCUGGUCAGACCGCAGCUCAGAUAUAACUCGACUGUCGGAAAUUUUCGACAACACGUGCUUACAUGUUGAGGACAAUGAGAAAAUAAAAUGUGACAUUCAAUACAAUACAAAAAUUAGCACUACCAGCCCACUCUGUGAUAUAAAAGAACAACACUUAACUUGGGAAGGGAAAAUCGAUAAGGAGGCCAACUUAUCCCAAGAUAAACCUUAUCUUAAAACCUUAACCGGUAAGAUUAAGGAUGUUGGGUCUGAAAGGGACUGCAAAUAUCCCAUUCCGAGAAUGCUGGUUAAAAGGGUCGAAGAUAUCGUUGAGAAGAGGCAAACCGAAACUAAACAAGAUUUGACUAAGGAGUUAAAAAAUCAAAAACGCAUUAAGCUACCAAGAACUCACAGUCUUAUCCAGAGAUCGUCGACCGAUCUGUCAAAUCACGGUGUUUCAUAUCAAAAAUUAGAUUCGAGUAAAAUUCUCGCGAACCGUCUCGGGAUCAGCACGGAAUUCGAGAAGGUGAAAAAGCUGUCUGACUCCUGUCUGGCCGAUUCUUCGAUUUACAAUAAACACCUGUCCGAUGUAAGUAAAUACGACGAGAGGCGACAGUCGGAGCCGAAUCUGUCUCAAGCUGUCCUCAGAAAGCCACCGGGGAGACGGGGUAGACUUCAAGAACAACGCCUUUCCGUUAACCUUUCUCAUGGUUUUGAUGUACGAAAUACAAAAGUGGAUAAAUCACAACUUCUAGCCAAAAAAUUAGGCAUUGAAAGGGAGUUCGAACACGUACAGAGAACAUUAUCACAAUGCAAUUUGACCGAUGGCAAACUUUACAACAAGCGUUUGUCCCAUCUGACGAAAGACGGUUUCACAAGGCAAUCCGCGCCCGAUUUGACGGAAUCUCUGAAAGUCGAGGGCUGGAAUCAAAUGAGUCAAUCGAUGAAUCUGACAAUGAAAUCUAACUAUUUGAUCAAAGGUAAAAAUUCGUCAGAGUCUGAUUUAAUUGGAAAUGAAGUUAACAAAAGCGAAGAAAAAAGAAAAUCAACAAAUCUGUCCAUGCACGGUGUAACCGGCUAUAUACCUGAAAAAGAAGAUCGCUUCACGAGUCUUGCAUUUAAACUUGGCCUCGGGCAAGAAUUCACCAAGGUGCAGAGACAACUCUCCGAACCAAAUUUGACGGAGAUAAAAAAUUACAGAAGGACCUGUUCGACGCAAAAGCAGCUCACGGUGCCGGAGAAAAGCCGACGGCCCUUGUCCGCCGAUUUGUCAAAUUACGAGCCGAAACGAUACGAAGCCAUUGUCAAAAACGAAGAAGAAAACCGUGCCGUUGAGGAAAAGCAGUCCGCACCGGCCGAGCACAACAGCACAGAGCCUGAACAAGGCAAAGAGAAUUUAAAACGGAAAAGAAAAAUAUCGAAAAACAUAGCUGCCCAAAUCGCCAAUUUUAUCAAAGGAUAUGAAAAGAGCAAAAAAUCGGAAAAGCUCCAGAGGAGUAGUGUUUCGUCCAUGCCAGGCAGCAUGCGUCGAAAGCAGCAGACCUCAUCAUCUGACGAAACACUGAAAAAAGCAGCAGACCAGCUCGGGAUCGACUUACAACUUGACAAAAUGAAACGAAUUCCUUUGAGGAAAGACACGGAUGGAGAAAGCGGGAGUAGGGAAAGCCUGGUGGAGCGAAAGAUGCAGCCCAGUCCACCCAUCAAAACUACCACCUAUAAGGUGGAAUCAUCGGACACACUGACCUCAGUAGCGGCAAGGUUUGACACAACCCCGUCAGAGCUUGCCAAGUUGAACAGGCUCGCUUCGAGAACAGUUUUCCCAGGCCAGGUGAUACGCGUGCCGGACAAAUCGGCCAAGAAGGCAAAACAGGAAGGCGAAGAUGGUGGAGAUCACGCUUCGCAGACGGCAAGCACAGAGAGGAGCGACAACACAGAUGAAGAGGAUAUACUGGAGACAUUGCGGGUCAAUUCUCCAAAGCCAGGGCAUGUUGAGAGGGUGGGAACACCUUCAUCGCCCCAUUUGGAAAAAUUCUUGAGAAUAAAUGUCAGGCAUAUUACUGACGGUCAAGGAGUAGUCAGUGGAACACUUAUAGUCACGCCAAAUGCCCUUAUGUUUGAUCCAAAUGUUUCCGAUCCUCUUGUGAUUGAAAGAGGGCCCGAAUCUUACGGAGUGAUUGCCCCCAUGGAUUAUGUAGUUAACGCAGCAAUCUAUAAUGAUAUAGCUCAUAUGAGAGUGGGCCACACAGAAAACAAAAAUGUACCCAAACCUGAGGUUUACCACAUGAAGAGUGAAGAGUCCGAAGGUGAGGGUGAUGUCAGUUGCCUCCUCUCGACCAAUCAGGGUGACAGUAGAGAUCUUUCUGCAAAAGAAACCCUGCCAGAUCUUAGAUCAUCGACUGAAGAAGAUGAUACUUGCUGGUACAGUGGUGCUCAAAGAGAUGGAGAUGCUUUCCCAAAGGCAUUUGAGCGAGACCUAGUCACACCGACUAAUAGUACGAUUGAUAAGCUUAGUGAUAAUCAGGAUACAACAGCUGAAGAUAAGAGUCCGAUUGAAGAUGAUAGAGUCGAUGCCGAAGCUUUAAUCAGGGCAACCGAGGAAAGAAGAAAGUCAUGUUUAGACCACCAUUGGGCAGUUCCUAAACAUUCGAUAGAUAACUCAUUAGAAAGAGAGGAAUCGCUCCAAGAAGUGGAACACGAAGCUGGAAACGAACCAGGAGGUUUAGCCGAUGAGGGCAGAAGAGGUAGUGAAGGUCAUUUAGUUAAGUUGUCGUGUCAUGACUCAGGGAUAGAUAUAAGAGACCCUCCACCUUCAGCCCCAGUGCAGAGGAAAACGGUUUACUCGGACGCUGACAUCCUACUUGCAGGAGACGGUGAGUUUCUGCCUCCAAAACUGGUGCAGCCGCUCGAGUCGAACGUCGAGGACGACAAGAAGAAACAAUCAGUAUCAUUUAGUAUAGAAGAAGAGGCGAAAAAGGAUGAGGAAAAGCAAGAACCUAAAAAGAGCAAGAUGCUUAAAAGACUGUCUUAUCCUCUUUCCUGGGUGGAAGGUUUUACCGGCAGUGAUGAAAAGGAUUCCCUGCCGUCCUCAGCCGACUCACACCCAUCACACACGCCUUCUUCGGUUUUCAGCAUAUCUAAAGUUUUCUCAAGUUCACCGAUUAACAUGGUGACGGAUUUUGGAUCCGGCCUUUUCAUGAAGACGCCGAGCGAAGAUGGUGGAAAGUUCCAAUUCCCGCCCAACGAUUCUCAGCCCAUUUCUGCUCCUUCUUCCGCCCCAACUUUCUCACCAUCCAACAUCAUCAGCUCUGUAGGGCGAUCCUCAGUUGGGACAUACAUGAAGCCAAAAUUGGAUUACCGAAGCAUGGUUUCGGUUGAAGACAUGCCCGAACUUUUUGUAUCUUUCGAUAAAUUGAUUCCGAGGCCGGCUAGGUCUUGUGAGGAUCCUCCAUUAUACUUGAGACUGAGGAUGGGAAAGCCAAAGGACAAAAAAAUCCCGAAGAGUUCAGCGAUAAUGUCCUACGGGAAGAAACGCAUGAGGCCUGAGUACUGGUUCAGCGUACCAAGAGAGAAAGUUGAUGAGCUGUACAAGUUCUUGACAACAUGGGCAGGGCAUUUGUAUGGCGAACUGGACGAGGAAGAGGUUGCGGCCAGGGGUUUCGAGCUUGUUGACUCAGACACCGAGUUAUUCGAGCCUGAUGAUACCAACGGAGGAGAGCGUCGAGCGAGCGAUGCCGAUUUGGCGAACCUCACCAAAGAAAGCUGGGAGGUCUUGUCUAUGAGCGGCGAACUGAGACGAGCAUUGUAUGCGACAAGCGUUGCAUCGCUCGACUUGGAGCUCUUCCUGCCCGACCUUGUCGGAACGACGGAAAUCCUCUCCGAGGACCACAGGAAACAACUAUGUAGACAUCUGCCAGCGAGAGCCGAAGGCUAUGUAUGGACCCUGGUGUUCAGCACAUCGCAGCAUGGAUUUUCCCUUAAUUCUAUGUACAGGAAGAUGACAAGGGUAGAAAGCCCAAUCCUCAUGGUCAUCCAAGAUACAGACAAUAACGUAUUCGGAGCUUUGACAUCAUGCUCCUUGAAAGUAAGCGACCAUUUUUACGGAACCGGUGAGAGUUUACUUUUCCGAUUCUCACCCGAGUGCCAGGUGUACAACUGGACAGGCGACAACAUGUUUUUCAUCAAGGGAAACAAUGAAUCGUUAUCGAUCGGUGCUGGAGACGGGAAAUUCGGUCUCUGGCUUGACGGCGACCUCUACCAGGGCAGGAGCGAGCCCUGCGCGACGUACGGGAACGAGCCGCUAUCGCCUCAACAAGACUUUGUAGUAAAGACCCUCGAGUGCUGGGCGUUUGUCUGAUCUGUCAAUUAGUCAUCUCCUGCACGCACGUCGACUUUCCCCUCAGAGAAAAAUCCCCACUGCUCCCCUCUUCUCACCUCUCCCAAGAGUCAACAAAAGAGAUGCGGUGAUGUCUCUCUCCCUCACUUCUAUUAUAACUCGAACACAGGGACUCCUAGAAACCUUUCUAUCAGAACAGGAAAUAACCAGUAGUCCUUAGCUCUAGCACUUUAGAAAUGAGUCAAUUCAUUAUUUAAUAUACAUAUACAUUAUACAUAUAAGUAUAUAUAUUUACAAUAUUAUAAAUAUAUAUAUGGUAUAUGACAAAUUUGGUAACACUGAUUGUUGUACGCAUAGAAAUUGUAUAUUUUUGUUAGUUUGAGUGUUAAAAAUGAAAUACUAAAACUAUGUAAUAAUAAUAAUUGUAAUCAUUAUAAUAAUUAAUAUUAAUAUAGGUGAACCGUGGUUCAUGUUUCCGUGUGCUAGUUUUAUGCAUACAAAAUGUAUACAAAGAGAUGUAUAUUUGUAUUUAUUUUGGUUAAUCGAUGAUAAAUUUAUUACUGGAAUAGUAGAGGCAUUGGAAAAUUCCUUUUAACCCCGUUUUGAAAUAGUUUCUCAUUAUCAAAAAGCAAAAUUUUACUUUAAAUCAUGCCUACAGUUACCUGACCAAUUGAGAUAGUCGAAAUCUUGAAUCUUGUAUAGUCUAAGUAAAAUCAAGGGCCUUAUGAACGGUUCCUUUGAAAAAAAAAAAAAAAAAAAAAAA
Messenger RNA from Cimex lectularius (bed bug), 5868 nucleotides. RefSeq names its product TLD domain-containing protein 2 (gene mtd). Gene Ontology annotation, cellular component: nucleus. Bases 126 to 5126 code for a protein of 1666 amino acids. Lineage: Eukaryota; Metazoa; Arthropoda; Insecta; Hemiptera; Cimicidae. The transcript has 18 exons. Gene Ontology annotation, biological process: response to oxidative stress. The record is from RefSeq and is a predicted model, not a curated record.